CUGUCCCUCAAGAGACUUCUCCCAAACCGUUGAUACCCACACUGCCGUGCGCAUCGUAAAUACGUGCAUAACAAAUAAUUCCUCGGCCCGGUAUGAAUCCUCAAUCACAAAAACAAUAAUCGAAAAUGUUUUAUUCCUUGUGCCAGUGCUGUUGUUGUGUUCAUGACCAAUAGAAGAGCAUCGUUUAUUGAGAUGCAGUAGUGACUAUUUAUACGAGAUAGAGAAUGGAGAAUAGGGGGUAUGAGGAGGACUCUUUGAACCUCGAGGACCACCAGCACACGCCUCAAGAGCAGGAAGUGAAUGUCAAGCGAUCAGAGACACCAGACACUCACGUCUACGAGGACAUAAUCGUAGGAAUGGAAAAGCAGCUUCCAAGUGUAUUUGAUAAUCGUUUGGAGAUGAACUGCACCUCCGAGGACUCACAGCGCACGUUUCAGAGGAAUUUGACGUUACCCUUGCGUAGAAAUAGUGCAUUUAAUAAGGAAGAAAUAACGAGGUACUCAGUCAGAGUGACUAGUACAGAGAAAAAUCCAGUUUCAAGGGAGAAUAAGCAGAGUGAUGACAGUUUAAUGGAGAUAAGUGAAAAACCUAGGAGAAGGAGGAAAAAAGAUUGCAAGCAUUGCAAGAUGAAGGCGAGUGAGGAAGCUAGGACACAGAAGCUAGGAUAUGUGGAGAGGAAUGCAAGUCUUCUCGAGCCGAUAUUCACGAUUCCUGAUGGUAGACUUCCAGGUUUUGGGGUGGCGGCGGGGCAAAAUGGAUGCUGUGUGAACUCCUGUGCUGUCUUUGCGAUAGCCAAUGGACAGGUAGGAGGCAUCUGUGGUGGAGGGUUCUAUGACAGAAAGCUUCUGAAUUAUGAUAAGAACGAGGGGGAGCCCAGGCUGGUGACCCUGGAGGAGGACAGGGCGCUGCUAACGCCGCCCAAGCAUCGGACGGGAAUGAAGGUCAAUUCUAUUUAUUCACAGGAUCAAUGGAGGGUUAAGGAUCCUGGGGGGUUCGUUGGGGAGUUCAAGGAACAGCCUUUCCAGAGGGCAUAUUCGUUACCAACACGCACCCAGAGUCCCUCCUCCCAGAACCGGGUGAACCUCCGAAGAAGUGUGCGAGGUGAGCCGCCACCUCAACCCGCACGACUUCGAAAAAAUCGUCACGGAUGGACUCUGCACUUUGCUCGACCGCUGGACGGCACGGGCUGCACCAAAUCCAUUAUUCUACUUCUCAUCGCCGUCCUGGCACUCCUGGGCAUCGGUGCAAUAGCCCUCUACAUUGUCUUCGAACCCGAGAAACUCCAAAUAAUUCAGCAGUACCUUCGCUCGAGCGAAAACCCCUCCUCCACAAACGUAACGUAUCCACAUCCACUGUUGAUCGGUAUAAACAGCCCCGAGGAGUCAACUCCUCCACUCCCAAGCUUCGUUCAAGUACCAUCGACGACAAAUAUCCCACUUCCUGAGUUCAGUACCACGGUAACAGAGCCACAGGAAACGGAAACGCCAGUGCCACCGAGCGUGAUAACACCGAUGAAUAUUACACGGCACUGUGAUGACUGUUACAAGGGCGAAGUGUGUGUUGCGCUCGUCGACGAGGAUGUACCAGUGUGCAGAAUUGCUCUGGACUCCAUGGAUCCGACUGGUUGUGCUGGACUAUGUCUUGUUAAUAGGCAAAAGUGCCAUCGACUUGAUGUCGAUGCCUUCAGGUGCGUCGAGGUGGAACAUUACUGCUUGGACGGCGAGUGGACGUGCUCCAACAGCCUAUGCAUCCCGUCAGUGAAACGGUGCGACGGACACAUGAAUUGUUAUGACCACUCGGACGAGUACAACUGCAAGUGCGACCUCCAGACGCACUUCCAAUGUGGCAACGAGACAUCGUGCCUCCCCCUCGAGAAGCGCUGCGACGGAAAAAUCGACUGUUGGGAUGCAACUGACGAGAUUAACUGUACCCUCGGUGAUGACCUAGGUUGGUCUUGUCCAUCGAGCAACGAGUACACCUGCAGUAACGGUCAAUGCAUACUCAAGUCCAGGUUCUGUGAUGGAUUGAGAGAUUGUGCCGACGGAUCUGACGAGCCCAGAGGUUGUCGGGGUCGUUGUAAUAAACACGAGUUCACAUGUCGCAAUGGGAGAUGCAUAACUCGAAACUUCAAGUGUAACGGAAUCGACGAUUGCGGUGACGAAUCAGACGAGCAGCACUGCCGGGACCGUGCGACUCCCUCCAGCAUCAGGCGGCAGACAAGAUAAAACUCAACUUAAUGAAAAAAAGUAUUAGCAAAAGAGAAAUACGAGAGACUGUACAGUGGAUCAUUGCAAAUAACUGUAAAAACGAGUACGAUACAUCAAUUAUUUUGAUUUGAUAAUAAAUAGCCAAGAUUUCAUAGUAUUUAAAGAAACUUGAGGAUUUCGUACUUUUUCAAUGUUUCGGGAGAUUUUGUGAUAGUUAGAUAUUUUGUUAGUAGAAAUUAUUCUCUUCAUCGGUUUCUUUAUUUCGUGCGUGUACUAUUUUUUGAAUCGACAACUUCCGGGGGUGGUUUGAUGUACAGACACAAUUUUUUUUUUUCCAAACCUUCUGGGAGGGAUUAGACCUGAACAAAUUUGAUAGAAAAGCCCUGAUCGUUGGGAUUUUUUUUAAUUACAAUUUUUGGGGAAUGAAUUAUCCAAAUUUUACCCUCUUGAAUAAACUAGGAUAAUAUCUCAAGAGAGAGAGAGAGAUAUCUCGAGAGAAUAAAAAUAUUCUCUCCAUAAAAUUUUUGUCAAUUCUUAUGACAUGAUAUCUCAUCACAUCACCACUCAACAAUUCCCAUUUGAAUCCAUUAAAAAUGGAAUUCUCAAUUAAUAUUCAAAGGUUAAAAAAAUUGCGACAAUUUCCAAGGCAAAUCAGCCGCAUUUAUUAAUCACCAACCCUGCAAAUUUCUUACAACCCAAGACCAAAAUCGCACCAAAUUGUAUGAUUACCUUAAAAAACUAAUUGCCUUCUGUCCACCGUCACUAUUAAAUUCAUUGCAUCGAUCAGUUACAAUUCAAUGUGUUCACACAUUAAUCAAACGACCAUUUAAUUCCAAAGUGUCAGUAUUUACAUAAAUGUACUUGAUCGUACUUAUCUAUAUUUCUCUCACAACAGGGUCACGCAAUUUGUCAAUGUGGAGGAGAUUUUAAUGAUAAAUUCAUCGUGUCAGUCAAUAAUUGUUAAUUAUUUUUUGAAAAUGAUUUGUGUUUUUUCAUUUACAAAAAUUCAUCGGGUUCUCUCGGUGCGUCGAGGUCUCGAUAGUGAAUAACCGGCCGGAAGUCGCCACCGCCACCACUGGAAAUUGGCAAAAACGAUAAAAACCAUUAGCUUUAUUUUAUCUUUCGUCUUUUCGAAUUCUUUCAACAUUUAUCUUUCAUUCGAUUAUUUAUGUAAUUUCAAGCGGUGGUCUAUCAUCAUCACGUGCAUUGAAAAUAAACAAAUAAAUAUCUAAGUGUUUAAAUUAUUUUAUUA
Molecule: messenger RNA, 3459 nt
Organism: Diachasma alloeum
Lineage: Eukaryota; Metazoa; Arthropoda; Insecta; Hymenoptera; Braconidae
Exons: 11
Coding region: 225-2225 (666 amino acids)
Biological process (GO): ventral spinal cord development
Cellular component (GO): plasma membrane; caveola
Molecular function (GO): protein binding
Source: RefSeq, a predicted model, not a curated record